Prunus persica (peach) is the source of this 2634-nucleotide messenger RNA. RefSeq names its product serine/threonine protein phosphatase 2A 57 kDa regulatory subunit B' iota isoform. Gene Ontology annotation, biological process: signal transduction. The transcript has 3 exons. Gene Ontology annotation, molecular function: protein phosphatase regulator activity. Lineage: Eukaryota; Viridiplantae; Streptophyta; Magnoliopsida; Rosales; Rosaceae. The record is from RefSeq and is a predicted model, not a curated record. The coding region runs from base 601 to 2109 and encodes 502 amino acids. Gene Ontology annotation, cellular component: protein phosphatase type 2A complex.
ACUGCUACCUGGUACAAUAAGGCUGCUUUCGGUGCCCCACAAGUACAAUAAUAGCAAAACUUUUACCAAAUGAAAAUCCAAUCCAGAUCUUUUUCAGCUCAGUCAAGCAAAGCUUUGAGAAUAUUAUGAAUAGUUUUUUCAUACAUUUUUAUUUUUAAUUUCUUUCUUUACCAACUGAACCCAAAGUUUCAAACUUUAAUUUUGUAUUGCUUAUUACCCAAUAUAUUAUUUUCCUUACCUUCUGUUGGUGGAGACUGGUACCUGCAAUUCUCAGAAAAUGCCACACCGCCUAUUCUCUUGUAUCGAGGACCUCUUAGUGAUCUUCCAUGGAGGUCCCUCCGUAGUCCAACAUAAAAGGAAAUAGUGGAUCAAAAUCAUUUCGAAAAGAGACAGCUCCACAGCCAAACACAGCCUUUCUCUGCCUGCCGUAUGUAUUUUUUUUAAUUUUAUUUCAAAGUAAAUUGCUUUCUCGACCAAAAUUACAUUUUGGGUAGUUUUGAGGUUAUCAUGAGCUCUUUCUGUGCUUCUCUCCUUUGCUAAAAAGGUCUCUCUGUGUUGUUUUUCAAGCAUAUCCAGCAGCUCAAAAACAGGAGUUCCACCAUGCUUAAGCAAAUUCUAAGCAAACUCCCCCGCAAGUCGCCAAAAUCUGAUUCAUUAGAUUCUGCAGGGAGUGAUUCUGGCAGCAAUACUCCCAAUUUGGGCAAUGGGUUCCAAUGUACAAUUGGUGGCAGUUCUCUUACAAGCAAAUUAAAUGUUGUCAAACGGGUGUCUUCAGCAGUUUUCCCAUCAAGCAUUGCAGCUGGAGCUGAGGCAGUAGAGCCCCAUCUAUCCUUCAAAGAGGUUUCAAAUCCACAGAAGCAUAAUCUGUUUAUCAGCAAGCUGAACCUUUGCUGCGAGUUCAUUGAUUCCAGUGAUCCAGUUAAGCAAGAUCUUAAACGUGAAACAUUGAUAGAACUUGUUGAUUUUGUUUCUUCUGGAUCUGCAAAGUUCAGUGAACCAGCGAUUUCUGCCUUGUGUAAGAUGUGUGCAAUGAACCUGUUUAGAGUUUUCCCACCUAAAUACCGAUCUAAUUUUACUGGGGGUGAAACAGACGAUGAAGAACCAUUGUUUGAUCCUGCUUGGUCACAUCUGCAAAUUGUGUAUGAUCUUCUGGUUCGGUUUAUCAGUUAUAGUUCACUUGACAUAAAGGUGGCGAAAAAGCAUGUGGAUCAUUCUUUUAUCGUAAAAUUACUUGAUCUCUUUGACUCUGAGGACCCAAGAGAAAGAGACUGUUUGAAAACCAUUCUGCAUAGGAUUUAUGGAAAAUUCAUGGUACACAGACCUUUUAUAAGAAAAGCUGUCAGCAAUAUCAUAUAUCGGUUUGUUUUCGAAACUGAAAGGCAUAAUGGAAUUUCGGAGCUGUUGGAGAUUUUUGGGAGUGUAAUUAGCGGGUUUGCUUUGCCACUGAAGGAGGAACACAAGAUAUUUUUGUGGAGGGCUCUGAUUCCUCUACACAAACCAAAGUCAGUGGGUAUUUAUCAUCAGCAAUUGACAUAUUGUGUUGUACAGUUUAUAGAUAAGGAUCCGAAGUUGGCAAGUACUGUAAUAAAAGGGUUGUUGAAGUACUGGCCAGUAACAAAUAGCCAGAAGGAGUUGAUGUUUUUGAGUGAGUUAGAAGAGGUUUUGGAAAUGACUAGCAUGGACGAGUUCCAAAAGGUCAUGGUCCCACUGUUCCGGCGAAUAAGAUGCUGCCUCAAUAGUUCCCAUUACCAGGUGGCUGAACGAUCUCACUUGCUGUGGAACAAUGAACACAUCCUUAACCUUAUUGCGCAUAACCGCCAGGUGAUCUUGCCGCUUGUCUUCCCAGCGAUUGAGCGAAACACCCAAAACCACUGGAAUCAAGCAGUGUUGAACCUGACGCUGAACGUGAAGAAGAUGUUUAGCGAUAUGGAUGAGGAGCUGGUACUUGCCUGCCAAUGUAAGUUGGAGGAGGAAGAUAUAAGGUCAAGCGCUGCAGCUGAGAAGCGCAGGUUAACAUGGGAACGCUUGGAAACUGCUGCUGGUGUCCAACCCGUAGCUUGUAACUUUUUAGCUCCGAUAAAGACUGCUGCUUGUCCUGUUGUCUGCUAAAUUCUCAAGUAACGGAAUUUGGCAUGCAUAAUGUGACAGCUCUAAUUGAGUAUCAAAAUUUUGGUUCUGAAUCGGACCAAGAGAUGACUAAUGGAUUCGUGUUAGUGCUUGGAUGUUGUUUUGAAUUGUAUUGAUCAUGAUCCUGCUGCGCUGAAGAAGAUCGUAAGGAACCCUUUUGCUUGACGUUAUGUUUGUUGACACAUCUUGUAUCUUUACAGAAGGGUGGUUUGUUGUGGCCUGUCGUUUGUAAGUUGUAUUUUGUCUCCCUAUUAAUUAGAUGGUGAUCGUGCUUAUGAAUGUUAAGCCAUUGGCUUUCCAAUGUCCAAAAGAUGUAUAGCUAAAUUUAUGUCCUCCCCAUUUCGUUUUUUUUUUUUGGGAGGUGGGUAGUUUUCGGGUUUGGGACAACAUGUUUGACCUGCGCUAGCACGGAAUCACAUGUACUAGGUGAAGUUCAUAAAUCUAAAUGUUGUUACACUGACUUUUGGAACAACUUUUCACUGAUGUAUGCUACAGAUUUUUGUGUUA